Messenger RNA from Ctenocephalides felis (cat flea), 525 nucleotides. RefSeq lists its product as uncharacterized. The record is from RefSeq and is a predicted model, not a curated record. The transcript is spliced from 5 exons. The coding region runs from base 1 to 525 and encodes 174 amino acids. Lineage: Eukaryota; Metazoa; Arthropoda; Insecta; Siphonaptera; Pulicidae. Gene Ontology annotation, molecular function: calcium ion binding.
AUGUUAAAUUUAUCGACAAGUCCAAGCAGGACUGCUUUGGGGAGUGCUAGGGCUUCUGCAAGUCGAGAGGGGCUCAUCAGUACUGUGGAAGGCUCUUUGGGGUCUUUGGCAAGAUCACAGGAAUGUUUAGACAAUAAUACAUUUUACGACUCUGAUAGAGUUUCAUUUAAUUCGGAUAUUGAUGAGGCAGAAUUUAGAAGGGCUUUGUUGAAAGAUAAAUGGCGACAACUCUUUGACAUGUUUGAUACAGAAGGUUUCGGAGAGAUUCCUGUUCAGGAGUUUAGAAGGGCGAUUUCCACUCAGGAAUUUAAAAGUAAUGUUUGUUCUGGAAAACGUGAAAUUUUGAAACAUCGUCUUUUGGACAAAUGCGAACAGACGACUGGCUUCGUCACUUUUCAGGAUUUUGUCAAUGUGAAGACAUUCACGAACCAUGCCGAUGCCGAUGCUGGUGGUGAUGUUGAUGGUGAUGGUGAUGUUAUCUUGGGCAGUGUUGCCCGAUGGCACACGUCAUAUAGAAAUAAAUAA